Molecule: messenger RNA, 777 nt
Organism: Akanthomyces muscarius
Lineage: Eukaryota; Fungi; Ascomycota; Sordariomycetes; Hypocreales; Cordycipitaceae
Exons: 4
Coding region: 1-777 (258 amino acids)
Source: RefSeq, a predicted model, not a curated record
AUGCAAGACUUGCAAAGUCUAGAGCUGUCUCCUUUCGAAUGGCAUGAUGAUAACUCCAUCCUCAGAAGAUUUGGUGGCGAAGGUCACAGCUCAUACGCAACGGCAGAUGACGGUGAUGAUAGCUCACAAGACUCUCCACGCAUCUACAAUGGCAUUUUCAAGAAAAGCAACGACGGCCAGGUUGACGCGAGACAACCAACGAGUGAUACAGUAGGAGCCAACAAAUCUGAAGCAAACAAUCGCACGACACUACAGAGGAGCAAGGUAGACGAGUCGGCUGAGUCGGGCGGAAAACGGGCAAAUAAUGCGAGCAGAGCACAUCGCAUGUCAAUUAAUUCCGCACAGCAGCAUGCCUUGUCUCAGGAUUCAGUUGCAUACAGUGCUUUGCAAAAGGUCUCUCAACGGAACGUUUCGGCACCUCCUCUGUCAUGGACAAAAUACCAAACACGGAAACAGAAAAACAAAUCGGCAAACUUGGUCAAGCCUCAACCGAAGAGGGGUAUGGCCAGUGAUCACCAUAGACCCGGACAGCCGAGUCUUCGAGUAUUGACCGAGAACAAUGACGUCCGUUCCAUUAGUUUCCCGGCAAAGAUGGGUGACUUGGUAGAGGCUGUACUCACGAGAAUAAUUCCCUCGCGCAAAUCGUCAAACGAUUUGAAGCAUUCGAGUUCGGAACCAGCAGCUAGCAAGAUUUUGCCGUUGGAGCCUCUGAGAAUUAACGAAGGCCAGACUUCCCCGGUCUUGGGCGAAAUUGAGAUGUUUCGGCCUGCGCGAUAA